AUGCCAGAUGAUCUGCUCGACAAUGAAUCUAUCUUCGAUCUCAACGAACUGUUCACCAGUGCACCGAAACGGAUUCUGGAAGUUGGGUUUUCGUACAUGUCUGGUGACCUGACUGUGAACCAAGACAGAACCCUCGAUUGGACAGAUGAAGCGCGUACUGGUCUGACAAGAGAUCAAUGGGAUGCACUUAAAGGACAGAUUCACAAUGAUCUCCAAGCGUCUACACUACGCGAUGACUUGCUAUGUGAGAUGUUCGAGUCUGAACUGUUUCCAGCAUUCCAGUCAAAGUCUCCCAACACCGAUUCUGACGAAGAGUCCACUGGCAGUUCUCACAACUUGAUCGAGCGUUCCGCACAAGAUACUAGUGAUGUGGAAGAUGAACAGUACAGCCGCUACGGUGACGAAUCUAGUGGUGGUUACAACUUGGUUUAA
Penicillium brevicompactum is the source of this 432-nucleotide messenger RNA. RefSeq lists its product as uncharacterized. The coding region runs from base 1 to 432 and encodes 143 amino acids. NCBI's taxonomy places the organism in Eukaryota, Fungi, Ascomycota, Eurotiomycetes, Eurotiales, Aspergillaceae. The transcript is spliced from 2 exons. The record is from RefSeq and is a predicted model, not a curated record.